UAUUGCAUUUUAUUAAAAGGGUUUCAAUUGAAAAGUGCUUGUCAUCUCUCUAUUGUUAUUUUUGCUGAACUCCAUUCAGUAAAGCGACUCACUCUGAACCCACGCUCACUGCUCUUCUGUUUCAGAUUGACAAUGUGCAGAGUCUCAUGCAGUGCCCCAGCGUGCUUGUCUGUGUGGGACGGGAGCCUUCUCACCAGUCCAUUGUGGAGAAUUUUCGGACAACAUCUGAUGACAAACGUUUGGGUGUGAGGCUUCCCUCCAGCGGCUGCAAAGAGGAAAUCACAGGACCUCCAACAAAGAAAAGUGCCACCAAUCAACAACUGGAAACGGACCGAUCUGCCAGGAAACCGGUGCCAUGUGACAAGUCAUUACCAGAUGGAGCCGACUCUCCGGAUAACGUGGACUCCCUCCCGCACAUUGGUGAUGUAUUGAGAGACGACGAUAUAGAGAAACGGGUUCGUGUUAAUAAAGACGGCAGCCUGUCUAUGGAAAUGAAAGUGCGCUUCCGCCUUCAAAAUGACGAAACAAUACAUUGGUCGACAGAAGUGAGAAAGACAGCCGGCGGCACCUGUGAGUUCCUACAGAGACACGAAAUCCCCUGUUUUGAACAAGUCAGCGACAUGAGCCAUUCAGAAUGUGAGAACACCUCUGCUGGUGAGCACGAUGUGGCUUACACCACGAGGCGCUAUCAAGGACACACAGGGGAGCCUCACUGUCCCAGCCGCAACCUCCCAGGGACCCAAGGGGCGACUCGCCGGAUUCGAACUUCCAGCUCAAGCGCAUCCUCGCAUACGAUGGUCUCUAGGAAGACAGUGGUAGAACGGCAAAACAGCGGAGAGCACACAGCAGAGCAUAUAGAGCAGGUGGUGCAGAGAGAGACCUGUGUGGAGCAGACCGCUGAAUCAGAUGAAAUUGUCGAGUACUGCACCGUCAGAAGUGGUACUUGCUCGGCAAAGUGCAAGGUGCAGUCCUCCGCAGCGGACGACUGUGAGGUGUGUGUCGGCAGUCCCCCAAGUGAUCAGGUCGAAGUCAAAACUACUGACACGCAAGAGCAAAUAUAUCAAACAGAAUCUGCUUCUAGUGCUUCCUCUGAAGUUUUGACUGAAAAUGAGCAGAAUCACGAGGAGAGCGCUUUAAGAGCAUCUUCUCAGAGUAGUAAAGCUGAAAGGGGAAAGACUACUGGAGGUGCAGAUUCAGAUACAGCAUCUUCACUACCACAUUCAUCCCUGAGCCCUACGGAUAGGACCUCCGAUGCUUCAGGGCACUCGGGCAAGUCAAGAAAAUCCAGAAAAACACACACUUGCAUUUGUGGAGUGUCCAAAGAUCUCGUUGAUGACUCAAAGCGGGAAGUCGGUGCCCGAUCUGAUGUGGAAGUUGAUAUAGAAAGAGAUCAACCGAGUGCCAUGUCCGUCAAGUCAAAUACCUCUGGGAGAUCCAAUGAAUCUGAGGAAAUACAGAAGACAGAGUCUGACGACUCAGAGGAGAAAAGAUCCAAAAGUGCCAUGUCAGUUCGUUCAAAUGCCUCCAGAAAAUCCAAUGUUUCAGUAGUCAAAGCUGAAGAAACGCAAGCACACAAUGACAAUGUUUCUGAAGUAUCUAACAGGACUUCAGAAAGAGCACCAAGCGCUGUGUCAGUCAGAUCAGAAAAAUCCAAUGUUUCUGCCACAUUGAUAAGAUCAAAGGUUUCUGAGGAUAGAGUCGCUGAGGAGGAGAGGGAAGGCGGGUCAAUGAGCUCCAUGUCAGCAUCAGAGUCAGUUCAAUCAAACAUGUCUGUGGGAUCAAAUAGGUCGAAAUGUUCUACUCAUGUUCCAGUUGAAGAAAGCUCUGAGGAGGAAAAUGUCAAAGAGCAAACUGAGGAUGAAGCAGCUCGUUGUCUGUCAGUAGAAUCAGUCCAGUCACAUGUUUCUGGAAUAUCAACAAAGUCUGCAAAGAGAGCUUCAAGUGCUUUGUCAGCUAAAUCAGCAAAGUCACACAUUUCUACUAAUUCAGUAAAGUCAAAAGCAUCCCAGGCUCUAUCCAUGAAAACUAAUGGAACUCCUGAUGAUUGUGAUGAUGAAGAGGAGGCUCCAGACAGAGCCCUGAGUGCCAUGUCAACCAAAACCGCAAAGUCAACAAUUUCUGCUAGAUCUACUAAGUCAACAGGACUGAAUGGACCUGAUGAGGAAAAUGUAUCUGAUAACGAAGAAGAUGCAGAAAGAGCUCCAAGUAUCAUAUCAAUCAGAUCAGCAAAGUCAACAAAGUCAAAUGUUUCUACAGCAUCUAGAAGAACCCAUGUUUCUGACGUGCCUUCAGAAGAAGGUGUUGACCAUUGUGAGGAAACAAUGGUUGAAGGAGACGGAGAAGAAAGAGCAAGAAGCUCAAUGUCUGUCCAGUCAGUUCAAUCAAACCUUUCUGCAAGAUCAAAUAGGUCAAAAUGUUCUGCUCAUGUUCCAGCUGAAGAAAGCUCUCAGGGUCCUGAUGAAGAAAAUGAUGAAGAGCAAACAGAAGAAAGAACAACAAGCAGCUUGUCAAAAACAUCAGUCAAGUCACAUGUGUCUGAAAUAUCUAUAAAGUCUGCAGAGAGAGCACCAAGUGCUUUAUCAGCUAAAUCAGCUAAAUCACACGUUUCUACAAAAUCAGCAAAGUCACAUGUUUCCACACGGUCUACAAAAUCAAAAUGUUCUGAAGUUCCCUCUGCCAAUACUGACGGCAUUACUGGUGAAGAAGAUGAUGAAGAGGAGGCUCCAGAGAGAUCACUGAGUGCCAUGUCUACAAAAACCGCAAAGUCAACAAUUUCUGCUCGAUCUACUAAGUCAACAGGACUGAAUGGACCUGAUGAGGAAAAUGUAUCUGAUAACGAAGAAGAUGAAGAAAGAGCUCCAAGUAUCAUAUCAAUCAGAUCAGCAAAGUCAACAAAGUCAAAUGUUUCUACAGCAUCUAGCAGAACCCAUGUUUCUGACGUGCCUUUGGAAGAAGGUGUUGACCAUUGUGAGGAAACAGUGGUUGAAGGAGACGGAGAAGAAAGAGCAAGAAGCUCAAUGUCUGUCCAGUCAGUUCAAUCAAACCUUUCUGCAAAUGAUGAAGCGCAAACAGAAGAAAGAACAACAAGCAGCUUGUCAAAAACAUCAGUCAAGUCACAUGUGUCUGAAAUGUCUUUAAAGUCUGCAGAGAGAGCACCAAGUGCUUUAUCAGCUAAAUCAGCUAAAUCACACAUUUCGACAAAAUCAGCAAAGUCACAUGUUUCCACACGGUCUACAAAAUCAAAAUGUUCUGAAGUUCCCUCUGCCAAUACUGACGGCAUUACUGGUGAAGAAGAUGAUGAAGAGGAGGCUCCAGAGAGAUCACUGAGUGCCAUGUCUACAAAAACCGCAAAGUCAACAAUUUCUGCUCGAUCUACUAAGUCAACAGGACUGAAUGGACCUGAUGAGGAAAAUGUAUCUGAUAACGAAGAAGAUGAAGAAAGAGCUCCAAGUAUCAUAUCAAUCAGAUCAGCAAAGUCAACAAAGUCAAAUGUUUCUACAGCAUCUAGAAGAACCCAUGUUUCUGAAGUUCCCUUGGAAGAAGGUGUUGACCAUUGUGAGGAAACAGUGGUUGAAGGAGACGGAGAAGAAAGAGCAAGAAGCUCAAUGUCUGUCCAGUCAGUUCAAUCAAACAUUUCUGCAAGAUCAAAUAGGUCAAAAUGUUCUGCUCAUGUUCCAGCUGAAGAAAGCUCUCAGGGUCCUGAUGAAGAAAAUGAUGAAGAGCAAACAGAAGAAAGAACAACAAGCAGCUUGUCAAAAACAUCAGUCAAGUCACAUGUGUCUGAAAUAUCUAUAAAGUCUGCAGAGAGAGCACCAAGUGCUUUAUCAGCUAAAUCAGCUAAAUCACACGUUUCUACAAAAUCAGCAAAGUCACAUGUUUCCACAACGUCAACAAAAUCAAAAUGUUCUGAAGUUCCCUCUGCCAAUACUGAUAGCAUUACUGGUGCAGAAGAUGAUGAAGAGGAGGCUCCAGACAGAGCUCUGAGUGCCAUGUCUACAAAAACCGCAAAGUCAACAAUUUCUGCUCGAUCUACUAAGUCAACAGGACUGAAUGGACCUGAUGAGGAAAAUGUAUCUGAUAACGAAGAAGAUGAAGAAAGAGCUCCAAGUAUCAUAUCAAUCAGAUCAGCAAAGUCAACAAAGUCAAAUGUUUCUACAGCAUCUAGAAGAACCCAUGUUUCUGAAGUUCCCUUGGAAGAAGGUGUUGACCAUUGUGAGGAAACAGUGGUUGAAGGAGACGGAGAAGAAAGAGCAAGAAGCUCAAUGUCUGUCCAGUCAGUUCAAUCAAACAUUUCUGCAAAUGAUGAAGCGCAAACAGAAGAAAGAACAACAAGCAGCUUGUCAAAAACAUCAGUCAAGUCACAUGUGUCUGAAAUAUCUAUAAAGUCUGCAGAGAGAGCACCAAGUGCUUUAUCAGCUAAAUCAGCUAAAUCACACGUUUCUACAAAAUCAGCAAAGACACAUGUUUCCACAACGUCUACAAAAUCAAAAUGUUCUGAGCUUCCCUCUGCCAAUACUGACGGCAUUACUGGUGAAGAAGAUGAUGAAGACGAAGCUCCAGAGAGAGCCCUGAGUGCCAUGUCUACAAAAACCGCAAAGUCAACAAUUUCUGCUAAAUCUACAAAGUCGAGAGGACUGAACGGACCAGAACAUGCAGAGAGAGCUCCAAGUAACAUAUCAGUCAGAUCUGCAAGGAGAGGCUGA
Pungitius pungitius (ninespine stickleback) is the source of this 4703-nucleotide messenger RNA. Its product is annotated as oxygen-regulated protein 1-like. Bases 147 to 4703 code for a protein of 1518 amino acids. Gene Ontology annotation, cellular component: axoneme. Lineage: Eukaryota; Metazoa; Chordata; Actinopteri; Perciformes; Gasterosteidae. The record is from RefSeq and is a predicted model, not a curated record. Gene Ontology annotation, biological process: axoneme assembly; retina development in camera-type eye; photoreceptor cell development. The transcript is spliced from 3 exons.